GCGGGGAUCUUCGGGGAUUUCUCGUUGCCCCUCUAAUGUUCCAAUAUGCCUCAAACAGUUGUUGUGACUAGAAGGAACUUAUGGAAGGAUGCCUUCAGAUUGCUGGACACCAAUUUGCAAUCGCAAUUGACUGGUAUUGUCAGCCCUGAGUAUGGGGAUAUAGCGACUUCCAUCCUCAAGGAGGCGGAGAAGAAAAAGAAUCUAUGCCUACAGAAGCGUUGGAGGGUCAGAGUACGAGGCAAAACAAUAGUCCUCCGUGACGUCCUCGACAAGAUAAUCACUUGGGUCAGCCAGUUCAGGGCUGUUAUCGAUGUCGCCGCGCAGUAUGACCCGACCGCCGCAUCGCUGCCGUGGACAGGCGUGAGGUUCCUUCUGCAGCUUGCCUUGAACGAUCAUUAUUGUUUUGAAUCAACGCUCCAGGGACUUGAAUUUACGGCACUGCUAGUCUCUCGCUAUGCCGCCUUCGAAGUGUUGUACUUGGGAAAAGGUGCUCCUGUUCAAGGGGAGCUGGAAGGCGGACUGGUCCGACUGUAUCGCCGUAUACUCACAUUCCUGGCCUCUGCAAUUCACUACUUCCAGCAGCCUACGCCUGUCCGCAUGGCCAAGACUAUCUUUCAACGCUCACAAGAUAACGAUCUUAAUCAAAUCCGCGAGGUCGACGAAGGAGUGUCUAAGUUGGCCCGUAUGGUCGAUUCCCAUGUCCAGCAGCAAACUCAUAUCCAGACCAAUAGUAUUCACAGUAUCCUUCAAACACUUGAGAACCCAAUUUGCCGCUUAGUUGACGCAUCGACGAUUUUCACAAAGCAAUUAGAAGAAAAGCAAUUUCGCGACAUCUUGAGCUGGCUAUCAUCGGUUCCUUACCCUCAACACCACAAGCGACACUCGGACGAGCGACUUCCAGAGUCCUCGAAGUGGCUAUUCCGUCACCCACAGUAUAUUUCGUGGAAGAGCUCUAGUUCCUCAUCCCUCAUGCUACUCCAUGGUAUUCCUGGAUCUGGGAAAACAACUCUGGUCUCGGCUGUCAUCGAUGCCUUUCUUCGCGAGCACUCCAUCAACCAGCUCAGCGCCCCGAUUGCGUAUUUCUACUGCGGCGACAGUCGGUUUGGUCGAGCUUGGGCAGACCCAGAUGAGAUAAUGCGCAGUCUAAUCCGCCAGCUUGCAAUUUCCGAUAGGAAGAAUAUGAAAGUCCACGAGCAGGCCUUCCUCGAGUAUUCACGGCGGGAAGCAGAGGCCAAGGUUGAUGGGUUUGAAAUGCCAAAAUUGCGCGCUGGCGAGUGUGCGAACUUGCUGCUCGACCUCCUAGGGGUAAACCCCUCGGUGAUCAUUGUUGAUGGAGUGGAUGAGGUCGAAGAGAACCGACGAUACGAACUUCUCAAUGCACUAAUCAAGCUUCGAGACGAGUCUACUAGCGUAGUCAAGAUCUUUUUAUCAAGUCGGGACAACAGCAAUAUCUUCGCAGGCGUUCCGAAUGCUUUGAUGCUCCGCGUGCAAGAGCUUGAUACUCGAUCCGACAUGGAAGUCUACGUGAGGCAUUGUGUCUCUAUUGCUAUCGAUACUCGAACUUUACUGAACGGCCAUGUGCCUGCUGAGUUGCGCGAAGACCUUAUAUCCUUUCUGCUGGGGCGGGCUGGGGAAAUGUUCCUCUGGGUUAAACUUCAAGUCCAGCGAUUCACGAAACUCAAGUCAGCCAAAAGCAUUUCAGAAGCAUUGAAUAACCCAGCCGAUAACGACAACUCAGCCGUCGGCUGUUUGUACGCAGAUAUCCUCGAGCAAGUCAGAAACGAGGACCCAGUGGCAUACGAAACUGCGGCCAGGGCCUUCUCGUGGCUCCUAUGCACGUAUGAACCACUUUCAACAGCUGCAUUUGUUGAUGCAGUAUCGGCCGUUGAGAACAAUGGGCUCAAAUUAGAUCUACAAGAGAUUUUAAAUGUCUGCUCAAACCUAAUAGUCGUGGACUCCCAGCUCGAUACCUUGCGCUUUGGACACGUCUCCUUCAAGGAAUUCCUAGAGUCAAAGCAAGAGUUUGGAAUUCCCAGUACUCAUCUUGUCGCCGCAUCAGGCUGCCUAAAUAGAGUUAUGGAGGAUAUCCCCCUAGAUAUCCAGGGAGACCCGCAGCCGGACAUGGACUUCACCUUAUACUCCGCGGUCUACUGGGCUCGACACUACAGUGAAUCUUCGGCAGUAAGGGACAAGCCUCUUGCUUCAACACUGGCGGAAUUUAUUUUUGACGACAGCCUGGAAACAAGCUACAUGUUCCAGCUCUGGCUUGAAGCUGUGCAUGACGUUUCCGAGCGUCUCCCCAAAGCCCAUUCGCUGCAGAAAUUCCUUACCGUAGUUUGGAGCGAGUCAAGCACACCCUUCUUCACUGUUUGCGUUUGUGGGCUCGAAGAUAUAUUUCAUCAACUAGUCAAGGAUCCUGGGUUUGAUAUAAACAUGAGAAACUCUGUCGGUCAUACUGGGCUAUAUCUGGCUGCGGCGUGGGGACAAGAUGGGAUGGUGAGGCUCCUCCUUAAUUUAGGAGCAGACCCAAACGUCCAGUGCGGAAACUUUGAGAACGCAUUAUCUGCAGCUUGUGCGGCUGGUCAUAUCCCGGUUCUCAGCAUGCUUCUCGAAGUCAACGACAUUGUAUCAACACGGACUCUAGAAGCAGCGUUAGGCACGGCAUUCCUCGCAGGGCAUGAAAAGCCCGUCGCGAUACUACUAGGACACUACCUUGAAGCACUUAAACAAACAGACGAACCAGACCCAGCUACCUACGAGUGGCUGUUGGAGGGCGCUGCCACCAAUUGCUUCACGGAGAUUGUCGAAGACUUAAUCAAAGCCUACCCGUCCCCUACCAAGCCAGCUGCUUCGUCGAAGAUCAUCAACACGAUUGUCAGAAAGGACCAUGUCCCACUCGUUAAACGAUAUAUGGAUAGCAAGUCCCUCCCCGCAGAUACAGUAGCAACUGCCGCCCUUUUCGGCAAAAGUGAAAUUAUCACCUUGUGCCUUGAUAAUGGCUUUGAUAUUGAAUACGAAGGUUGCUUCGGCACUCCCCUCCGUUCUGCAAGCCUGAUGGGCCAUGAUGGCUGUGUGCGACUGCUGCUAUCUCGCGGGGCGGAUGUCAAUGCAACAACCAAGUUCGGUGACGCACUCCAGGCGGCAGCAAUGAAGGGACACCUUCUUAUAACAGAUAUGCUAAUUAAACACAAGGCCAAUGUUGACAAUUUGGGUGGAUUCUUCGGGAAUGCCCUCCAGGCGGCGGCAUAUAGAGGCCAAUGUGAAAUUGUGCAAGCUCUGAUAAAUGCUGGCGCAGGUAUUCGCACUAAUGGGCGAUACGAAGACGCCUUUUAUGCGGCGGCUGCUGCCGGGAAUGCGGAUAUCAUCAAAAUAUUCAUCGAAAACGGCUACCAAUACGUCAAUCCAGAAGCAUGUAGGAUCUGGGCGCAGCCGGCCUUAGUUGAUUCGUAUAGGGACCUACUCCGAGAGGCGUCGCCGGAUCGUGGCUGCUACUCCCGAAGUCCAGUUAAUGUGGAAAAGACAUUCAUUGACGAUGCGCCACACUCAGCCGCUAUCUGCGACUUUAUGUACAUACUGGAUAAUCCCGGAGGCUCGAAUAGACUUCCAAUUGAGGACUCGCCCGCAAUACACAACGAAACAUGGGUUGGUGGUCGUUUCUGCAGUGAGAAAAAAGGAGACAAUUUCUAUGCAUUGCAGGCUGCCGCAGCAAGGGGCCACGAGGAAAUAAUUCAAAUAGCCAUCUCUAACAGAAAGCGGCUUCGGGUUGACACCGACCACUUUGGUCAAGCGCUGUGGGCAGCGUCCACGCACGGCCAUAAGCGUGUGGUCGAAGCCCUUAUUUGGGCGGACCUGGAUCUUGGGUCGUUUAUUAUGGGAGCCCUAGAGUGCGCUGGCAGAUACGGACAUGCGGAAGUCAUAGAUGUCCUUCUCAAAUAUGCCGAGACACACGCUGCUGCGUGCGACACUCGAUAUCAAGAUCUGCCUUGUGCACUAGACGAUGACGAGGUCUUGGGGAAAUACCAAAGUCCAUGCGUACUCCCACUUGUCUUAUCUGGAUGCCAGGGAGACCAAUUGCCAACAGUGCUGCGUGGGCAGGGACUUGCACAGCCUGACGAGAUAGGAAAACUUUGCGAUCUUGCGGUGAACGAGGCAGCCGAAUUCAAUAGCCUUGGCGUACUUGAAUAUUUCCUUGAGGAUAGGGUUUCUCUAAAGCCAUGUCUCUUGCAACAGGCUAUGCGAACAGCCUCAACCCACGGCUCUCAAUCCGCACUCGCAUUGCUUGUUAACAUAUAUUGCACCAGGUUUGCCUUCCGUCAUGGACUCAACGACAUCCUCGCAGAUGCUGUUCGUGAAGGCCAGACAGAGAUUGUCCGGUAUCUGAUCGACCGUGGCAUCGACCAGGUGACCCCGCAGGCCGUGGGUGAAGCCUUUCUUUGCGCAGCAUCAAAGGAAUAUGUUCCAAUUUUAGAGAUACUAGCGCCGCUGAUCCAGGACUACGAGUCAUACCAAACUGACCUGGACCGGGCAUUGACUAGUGCAUGCGUAGCUGGUCUAUUCGAAACUGCUCAGUUUCUUGUUAAGCAAGGCGCAAAUACAAACGCAGUACUUAAGGCUCCGCCAUUGCCAUGGGGCAGUCGGAACAACAUAGUGGGUAGACUAAUGCCCUGGGCACUUGAUUACCCGAACAGUUUGCAGCAUCGGGACCGUUAUUCCAAGAAGGGGCAGCCACCAGUGACCCCGUUACAGGCCUGCCUGGAGGUUAAUGGCGCCCGGUGGGGUGGUAUGUACGAAGGAGAGAUAUCAGCGCAGCACGAGUUGGUUCUUAAUCUGCUGGUCGAACACGGUGCCGAUAUAAACAGCGUCUCUGCUCAUGGAAGACCCUUGUUUCAUACUGUGGUAAAGUCGUGUACACCUAACACGGUCCAUAAAUUCAUUGCGCAUGGCGCGGACAUCAAUAGAAAGGCUUCCGAUGGAAGUACAGUUCUGGACACCGCUGUAGGUAGGGAACUUGGAACGUUGCCUGUUGUACGCGCUUUACUGGAAGCCGGGGCUACCAUUCCAAUGAAAUUCGAUGGAGAGCACCGGCGAUGCGCAAUCCUGGAUCGAUUGCUGGACCUUUUUACUUCACACACUCAGUCCGACAAAUUACCCUCAUUCCGUAGGCGAAACGAAAUUGGCCGGUUCUACAAAUCAGAGUCCUUGCAGCAGGUUCUGUCGACUGGGCCGGGGGCAGUUAUUAAGCUGCUUCUCCUACACGAGCCAACGCUCCGGGCUACAGAUACCCGAUAUGGUCUGCUUCUCCAAAUGAUUGCUGUGAUGGGCGAACAGUCAUUUUUAGAGCUCCUCAUUCAAAGAGGUGUUGAUGUUAACCUCUCUGGCUAUUAUUACGGCGAUGCAAUCCAGGCUGCGGCUCGGCAUGGCCGCCUGGAUUGUGUGAAUCUGCUCCUGAGCGCCGGCUCCGAGGUCGAUAGAUUAGGUGGUGCUUACGGAACAGCCCUCAGCGCUGCUGUUGUCGCAGAGCAUCAGGAGAUUGUUGACUUGCUUAUUGCCCAUGGAGCGGACGUUAACUCACAUUCGCAGGGAGUUGAAAGGACAUCCGCAAGAGCACCUCCUCUGCAACUUGCGGUUAAACCGGGAAACAUAAUGAUUAUGAGGUCUCUUCUUGUUGCAGGGGCCGAUGUGAAACAGAAACCAUGCCCUCUCCUGUUGGCGGUUGAGAUGGGCAACCUACAAAUGAUAAAGAUGCUGUUGGACUUCAGAGCACAGGCCAACUCGCAGUCUGAUGCAAACGCCCACCCUGAACCAGCAGCAGAGUUGGAUGACGAAGAAAAUGAGAAGGAGCGGUAUACGAGCGCACUCCAUGCAGCAUGUGCCACGGGACUCUACGAUAUUGCGCGACUGCUUAUUGAACGUGGGGCAUAUCCCGACAAAAAGGACAAGGAACAUAAGACCGCGCUGGCAAUUGCUGCCUCGAUGGGCCACCUCGAGAUUAUGGAGCUCCUACUAGAAUUCGGCGCCCAAAUCUAUCAGCCAACUUGCACCAUUAAUGUGUUAAGUGAAGCACUAAAGGGGCGGCAGCAUCGGGAAUCAGUGAAGCUCCUCAUAAAGCGGCUGGCCAAUUCUGUGGAUUUGGCACCUGCAUGCAGGAGCAUAUUAUCGGAAGAUGAAUGGCAAGGGGAUGAAGGACUACUGCUUUGGGUUCUCGACAAAGUACCAAUGGAGCCAGGUCCUCUUUCUCUCGCCUGCCGAUUUGGCUUCAAAGAUGCAGUUACCACCAUGCUCCCGCGCUAUCCAAGUCCUGAUCACGAUCUGGGGAAUGGCGAACGGGCACUUCACAUAGCGGCCUACUAUCAAGAAGCGGAGCUAGUUUCAUUCUUUAUUGAACAGGGCGCCGACGUCCGCUUUGCAAGUUCCAAGUAUGGAAGCCCUAUCUCCGCAGCGUUAGAAGGGCUGCUCGCUUCCGGCUUAGACCAUAAGCCAAAUGUUAGAAAGGUGUGCCGAAGAUCAGAGUGUCCGUGUGACAUUCUGCUCGAAGAGGGCGGCAAGGCAUGGAUGAAGUUCUACCGGGUUCCUGCAACCAAAAAUAGGCUGCUAGGGUCUCGUUUCUCUGGCCUAGGCUUUUUUAACCCUGCCAAUUCGUUCCAUGACGGCAUCAGACAGUCUAACUGCGAGCGUAUCAUAAGAAGCCUACUCAGUGCAGGUGCCGAAGUCAACACGCAAGACAGGCCCCUAGGGCCACCACUCCAUGUGGCCUCGUUCAUAGGAUCCGUGGGAAUAGUGGAGCUUCUUCUGCAGGAAGGCGCUGAUAUUAAUGAACAUGGGGGCUUUUUCGGAACCGCUUUAAUUGCCGCUGCGUGUGGUGAUCAGGAGGCAGUUCUCAACCUCCUUCUGUCGCGCCGAAUCGAUGCGAAUGCCCGGUCUGAAAAACAUACAAUGGCGCUGCGCUGCGCACGCGAGUACAUGAAUAGCACAGCAGUGCGGACCCUGAUUGAGCAUGGAGCAGUUGACUAGUUCAAGGCUUUGGCAUCUAAUCCCCUCAGUCGAAUGAUGGCGAAAAUCUCAGAUUGUUCCUAUAGUAUACAAAUUGUGUCGUAUUGUCAAUCCUGGUUUGGUGAUGUAUACAAAGUAGUUUAGCCCCUCCACUUGCUUGUCUGACCCAGACGUAUAGUUUCGUCCAUUGCGCUUCGGA
Aspergillus versicolor CBS 583.65 is the source of this 7189-nucleotide messenger RNA. RefSeq lists its product as uncharacterized. Lineage: Eukaryota; Fungi; Ascomycota; Eurotiomycetes; Eurotiales; Aspergillaceae. The transcript is spliced from 3 exons. The annotation marks the transcript as partial. The record is from RefSeq and is a predicted model, not a curated record. Gene Ontology annotation, molecular function: ATP hydrolysis activity; protein binding.